UUGGCCGCUGAUGACGUGGAAAGUAACGAUGAUUCAAAGUAUCCAUCCGGCGCUCGGCGCAUCGCUGUCUGCUUGACGUUAGCCCUCGCGCUGUUUCUGCCUAUGCUUGACGAAACGAUCGUAGCAACAGCCGUUCCAACAAUCACAAACCACUUCCACUCCUUGUCAGAUGUCGGCUGGUAUGGAUCUGCCUAUCUCAUCGCGAACGCGACUUUACAACUUCCCUGGGGGCAGGUCUUUACAAUUUUCUCAGUUCGAGGGAGUUUUCUCGUCUCAAUUGCGGUAUUUGAAAUUGGAUCUCUCAUUUGCGCUCUUGCUCCGUCCUCGCUAGCGCUCAUCCUGGGGAGAGCCGUGGCAGGCAUAGGUUGCGGCGGGAUUGUAGUGGGCGUGUACACAUACCCUUCCUUUGAAACUCCGCCCAGCUAUGAUCGGGGCACUUGGAAUUACAUCAGGCAUCGCGUCAGGAUGCGGCCCAGUCAUGGGGGGUUUUUUAAAACCCGCUUGACGUGGCGCUAUUGUUUCUGGAUUAAUCUUCCAUUUGGAUUUGUUGCUGCUGUGUCAACAUUGGGCUUCAUACCGGCGUCAAAGGACCGCGAUACGCGACCGACAAUUCUUCAGCGCAUCAAGUCUUUUGACUCGAUGGGCAUGGCACUGUUGAUAUCAGGGCUAACAUCUUUCUUGCUCGCACUUGAGCUUGCAGGAACGGAGUAUCACUGA
This is a messenger RNA of Penicillium canariense, 717 nucleotides long. Its product is annotated as major facilitator superfamily domain-containing protein. The transcript has 4 exons. Gene Ontology annotation, biological process: transmembrane transport. Gene Ontology annotation, molecular function: transmembrane transporter activity. The record is from RefSeq and is a predicted model, not a curated record. Lineage: Eukaryota; Fungi; Ascomycota; Eurotiomycetes; Eurotiales; Aspergillaceae.